Hyposmocoma kahamanoa is the source of this 1647-nucleotide messenger RNA. It is a transcript of the gene Rtnl1, whose product is annotated as reticulon-3-B. NCBI's taxonomy places the organism in Eukaryota, Metazoa, Arthropoda, Insecta, Lepidoptera, Cosmopterigidae. The transcript has 7 exons. Bases 234 to 1490 code for a protein of 418 amino acids. The record is from RefSeq and is a predicted model, not a curated record.
AAAAUACAAACCGGCGAACGGCGCCGCCCCCGUUGCAUCGCAUCGGUGGGGUCGACGAUGAGUAAUACCGUUUUUCGUGCUGAGUGACGUCGUGCAGCCGAAAGCCGACGCGCGGUUCAGUCCUACAGCGCGAGCUCGUCAAGGCGCCCGCACCACCCUUCGCCCGCACUUCACCGCUACACUGCACCACCACACCCUAUCGAUCCUUACCGAUCUCGUCUUCCGUCGGAGUCAUGGAAGGCGCCGACGCGCUCCUCGGAGGGCUCGCGGGUGGCGACAAGGCUCCCGGCUUGGACGCACCGUUGCCGCCGACUCUGGUGCCUAUGAAGCGCGAGCACGAUUCCACUGACGACUUCGAGCACUUGGAGCGUGGCGGCCAGGACGCGGGCGAGGUCGCCCACGGCGGCCCGCGCGCCGCCUCGCAGAGCUUCCUGGACAUGGAGCGCGACGAAUUCCACGAGCCGCCGCGCGCGCUGUCCGCUGCCGACCGUCUCGUCGACCAGCUCGCUGACAAGUUCACUGAUAGCGAGUCGGACGCCGACACAACCGGCGAGUCGCCGCUGCAUCGAGCACAGCCGCCGCCGGCAGCGGCCGCGCCACCCGUACAGCCGGCGCCGCCCGAGCCCGCGCUCCUCAGUUUCGACUCCGCUCCGGUGCCAGCAUCGGCUCCAACGGUCGCGCCCCGCGAGCCGAGUCCAGAGCCUCUGCUGAAACUGUCCGAACCGGAGCCAGAGAGAGAGCCCAAGCAGCAGCCGAAGAUGGAGCCGCUUCCCCCUAAACCGAGGGACCCCUCGCCGCCUCCGAAGCCGAAGCCCGUGUCAAAGCCUGUCGCGCACGUGAUCGAAGCUGAGGUCAUCUUCUGCCAGAUGGGACUUGAUGCUUGGUUCGACCCAAAGAGGCUGCAUCCUGAAGUUGAGUCUCUGAUCUACUGGCGGUGCGCGGCGCGGUCCGGCGCGGCGCUGGGCGCGGGGCUGGUGGUGCUGGUGGCGCUGGCGUGCUGCAGCGUCGUCUCUGUGCUGGCGUACGUUGCACUGCUCACGCUCUCCGCCGCCGUCGCCUUCCGCGUCUACAAGAACGUGCUGCAGGCAGUACAAAAGACCAAUGAAGGACAUCCAUUUAAAUGGCUGCUGGAGCAGGACAUCAGCGUGCCGGCGGAGCGCGCGCAGUCGCUGGCGGCCGCCGCCACCGCGCACCUCAACGCGGCGCUCACCGAACUGCGCAGAUUAUUUUUGGUGGAGGACUUGGUGGACUCGCUGAAGUUCGGCGUGCUGCUGUGGUGCCUCACGUACGUCGGCGCCUGCUUCAAUGGUAUCACGCUCAUCAUCCUCGGCUGGAUAGCGUUGUUCACUCUACCGAAGGCUUACGAGAUGAACAAGGCGCAGGUGGACGCCAAUCUCGAGUUGGCGCGUGCCAAGAUCAACGAGAUCUCUUCUAAGGUGCGGGCGGCGGUGCCUCUGGGCCGGAAGGCGGAGAGCGAGAAGGACAAGUAGAGCCGAGGGCCCUCGGCGCCGAGUACUUCACUGUUUGUUAUAUUUAUUACAUUAUCUACUAUUACUACCUUACGUGUAAAGCUUUAUGAGACGAGUCAUGCGGAGAUUAUUGUAUUUGCUUUUUGAAAUUUUAAAUUAAAAUAACUGUCGAACCAAA